This is a messenger RNA of Nothobranchius furzeri (turquoise killifish), 11117 nucleotides long. RefSeq names its product xin actin binding repeat containing 2a (gene xirp2a). Lineage: Eukaryota; Metazoa; Chordata; Actinopteri; Cyprinodontiformes; Nothobranchiidae. The record is from RefSeq and is a predicted model, not a curated record. Gene Ontology annotation, cellular component: focal adhesion; stress fiber. Gene Ontology annotation, biological process: actin cytoskeleton organization; actin filament organization. Gene Ontology annotation, molecular function: actin filament binding.
UGUGUGUGUGUGUCUGUGGGAAGUUGAAGCCCAGCAAAACUGAAUCUCCCCCUAGUGGCUGGCUGCAGUAUUUAUUUCAAGUACCGCCUCCUCCAUGUAAAUGAAUGAGUGAAUGUCCUUACUAAAUUGUAUAUCUCUGUCAGUAUUUUCCAGGCGAUUCACACAGUUUCUACCUUACAAAACACUUAGAACCCGAGAUCUUUUAGUCCCAAUGGCUCCAAACAUACAACCUGAUGAGAUGUUGAGUGAACGGAGGACACCCACAUACCCUACAGAGAUGGAUUUCAGCUGUAAAGUCCCAUUUUAUGAAAAGCUCAUACGACACCAUUAGGACCGUGAUUUGGGAGGCUUUGCAACCACAUGGUCACUAACUUCUUUUUGCUAAAUGUACUCCAGAACACACUCGUGUUGAGCAAAACAAUCAGGAGAAUUUCAAUAUAUCAAAAGGUUAGAAAAGAAGGCGAAUAAUUUCUAUUUAGGGUCUUCUUUCAUCUGAGAGCGCCGCGGCUCAAAGAGAGAAAACAUGCCAAGGGCUAAAAGGUUCAGUGUGGGUGGAGGUUGAGCCUUAGCAGAGCUUUCUCUCUUUCCUAAUGAUGCUUUGUAGCACAAAAAAAGUCAGAUGUAGAAUCAGCGCUCGUCUCUAAUUGGCUAUCCACAGGGAUGUGCUGAAAUAUAUGAACUAAAAACCACCGAAAUCGCUCUAAAUGAUGAGUUUUCUGUCAGGAUUUAUUAUCCUACAUCUGCUUCUGUUCUACUUCUUAGGUCAAAUAUCCGUAUCCUGAACUCCAAGAUGAAUUCACCAAAUUCCGCUUGGGUUUUCAGGAAAAUUCUACAAUAACAGACAACACAGGCGUGCGUUUAACGGAUUUAUUUAUUUUACAUGUAAUUCAGGAUAUCUUCACUAAGUUUCCAACAGCUAAUGAAGUAAAGCUCGACUCCACUGAUUCACGUUUGUUCUGUUACAGUAGAAGAAGCCUUUUCCUAGUUAUCUGUCCCUGAAGUACAAUUACUGAAAAGUGAGUUCUAUCACAGCUUUCCCCGAUGUGCCAAACCAGUAUCGAGUAGGUGGCAAAUAUCAGCCCAUCCCUGGAGGAGACACGCGUUGCAUGAACUGCAGGCAGCACUAGUAGAACCAGAUCCGGGCGUCUGGAGGAAAAGGCAGUCAGCGCCGAGAACCAGGAGGUCGAGUCGGUGUCGGUGAAGGAGAGGAUGGCGAUGUAUCAGGCUGCCGUGUCCAACAAGGAGAGCAGCAGCUGCCCCUCUGCAGCGGUGACGGAUGAGUCGGAGGCCUGCUCGCUGCCUGGUGGUCUGGCCACCGUCAAGAAACAGUUUGAGAGCCACGAGUUUGCCUCUUCAUCGUCUCACUCCAGCAGCUCCCAGAUCCAUGUCCAGAGGAGAUCUGUCCAGGAGAUGUCGAGCUCCUCUGAGGUGACAGUAAGAAGCAGUGCAAGAGAGAUUGUUCCUGCAACAACCCACUCUCGACAAGAGGUGAUCCACCACAGCACCGUGGCCAGCAGUUAUAGGAACCAUUCCAGUGAGACAGUUAUGCUUGUUGGAGGGGAGGACCUACCAAAGGUUUCCACUCAGGCUUUGAAGCAGCAGUAUGAAAAAACGAUUGAGGAAGCUGCACCAGCGAAGGCAGUGAAGGUUGAUGUGGAUUUCAGCCAGUUUCAGUGGGCCCCGGUUAACCAGUCGUCCAAAAUGUCCACUGCGUCUAGCUACAACACCUCGUCCACCGUUAAAACAAUGGCUGCUUCGUCUGUAGCAUCCACCUCAUCUCUGAAUCAAGAGGCAACAGAACGUUUCCCUCCCCCGCCGGCAGACCUGCCUCAGCUGUCACAAGAAGUCUCUGAAUACUCUUCUCAGUCUCAGGAGAAGACCUCCCAACAGAAGUGCACUUUUAAUAAGGAGCAGUACUUCAAACACAAGAGCAUGGCUGAGCUGAAGCGCCUCUACAAGCACAUACAUCCAGAAGUGCGCAAAAACCUUGAGGAAGAUUUUAUGAGUCAGCUCUCUGAAGCAGAAAAGGCAGCAUUUGAGAGCGCAGAGACGACAGGUGAUGUCCAGCAGGUGUGCCACAUGUUUGAAAAUGACGACAACAGCUCCGGUGAAUGCUCAAGCCCCGACAGCGAAUACCUGGAGUGGGAAGAGAUCCUCAAAGGUGAAGUGCAAACAAUGCGCUGGAUGUUCGAAAACAAGCCCUUAGACGCAAUCAAAGACGAUUCCCCAGAUGAAAGUGAGGGGAAGAAUAUUGCUCAACAGGAAAUCAUUGCUGGCAAGGAUGUCAGGUAUACAGCUUGGAUGUUUGAGACUCAGCCCAUGGACGCUCUCGGGACCGAGGCUGCAGAGGACACCGAGCAUUCUCAGAAACAGACGGACCUGGCAAGAGGAGAUGUCCGUACCGCAACCUGGCUUUUUGAAACUCAGCCGCUGGAUUGCCUAAAUAGGAUUUAUCAAGAAGAUGAACAGGAGAUGCGCUGCGUUGUCACUAAAGACAUCACUGGUGGUGAUGUAAAAACCGCCAGGUACCUCUUUGAGACCCAGCAUCUGGAUUCCCUGGGUAAAACAGAAACCAUCGAGGAGAAUCACUUCCUGAGCUUGAAGUCGGAGCUGGAAGAGGUUAAAGGCGGGGUGAAGAUGACCACCUGUAGGUUUGAGACGCAGCCCAUGUGUGUCAUCAGAGGAGACUCGGGAGAGAUGCUGGAAAUCACCACAAUCCGCAGGGAGGAGACGGAGAAGGGAGACGUGAAGACCUCACGGUGGAUGUUUGAAACCCAGGCUUUAGACAUGAUCAACAAAGACCCUACCAAGGUAAAGCUGAUAUGUGGCAUUUCCAUGGAGAACGACUUUCAAGGAGGCGUGAACAAGGGCAGGUGGCUUUUUGAGACAAAGACACUUGACACCAUCAAUGAUGAGGAAUGGGAGUGCUCCAGAAAGCAAAAAGAACAGGUUGUUGGAGCUGAUGUGAGGAAGCACUGUCUUGUUUUUGAGACUCAGCCAAUGGACACACUGAAGGAUAACACCAAUGCACGACCGUCGGUCGUGGAGGAGAUUGUAGGGGGUGACGUUCGAUCAGCCAAGCAUUUAUUUGAAACAGUACCCAUGGAAAAUCUGAAAGAGCUGCCUGAAGUGGGAAAACUUCAGAAAAUGGUAACAUCUGAAGAAGAGAAGGGGGAUGUAAGGCAUCAGAAGUGGGUCUUUGAGAGCCAGCCGCUAGAAAGCAUAAGAGAGGAGAAGAAGGAAAUUACAAAAACGGUCAACAUCGAAGCGCUGGACAAAGGAGAUGUGAUCAGUUAUAAAGAGAGGUUUGAAACUAUGGAUUUGAGUAAAUGUGAAGGAACAAAGAAAAUCCAAGUUGAAGGUGUUCAAAGUGGUUCUGUUAGGUCCAACAGAGAACUUUUUGAAUCAGCCCCAAUGUACGCCAUGCAGGACAGCUCUGGCCAUUAUCACGAGGUGAAGACGGUGAGGCGGGAGGAGAUUGUGAAGGGGGAUGUGCGCAGCUGCAGGUGGAUGUUUGAAACACGCCCCAUCGACGAGUUCGACGAAAGCAUCAACAAAUUCCAGAUCAUAAAAGGAAUUUCCAAACAGGAGGUUGAGUCUGGAGACGUCAAAACAGCCAAGUGGCUGUUUGAAACUCAACCACUCGAUGCCAUUAAGUUCUUCAGUAAUGUUGAGGAGGAAGAACACAAAACUAAAGAAUACGUCAACAUUGAGAAAGGGGACGUGAAAACCUGUAGGUGGCUCUUUGAGACCCAGCCGAUGGACGUUCUGUACGAAAAGGUGGAAAAGAGCGAGACCGACAUGGAGGAAGUGCAAAAAGGUGACGUGAAAACAUGCACCUGGCUUUUUGAGACGCAGACGCUUGACAACAUUCGUGACCACACAGAGAGUGAGACGAUUCUGAAAACCUGCACAGUAAAGCAGGAGGACAUUCAGGGAAAGGACGUGCAAAUGGCUCGCUUCCUGUUUGAAACGGAGAACCUGGAGAACAUUGUGAGCGAGGACAGCGGCUCUUUCAGGAGAGUCACAGAGAUCGACGUCCAGUCAGGUGAUGUUUCCAGGAUGAAGUACAUCUUUGAGAAUCGCUCCUCUGACAUCAUGAGCUCCACCUCAGAGGAAACGAUGCAGCGGCUGAAGAAGCAGCAGGCCGAGGACAUCCAGAAGGGGAACGUGGUCAAUUGUACCUGGAUGUUUGAAAAUCAGCCAAUCGAUGCCAUCACUGAUGAUAUCACGAAGGCGAGGGAGGUUCGGACCGUGACCGAUGUCCAGGGCGGUGACGUCAACAAGGGGCGUUUUACUUUUGAGACUUAUUCUCUAGAUAAAAUCAGAGAGGAGUCCUCUCUAACGGACGUAUCGAAACUCACUAGCAUCUUUAGAGAAGACACAGAGAAGGGAGAUGUCAAAAAUUACACCAUGAUGUUUGAAACUCAACCACUCUACGCCAUCCGGGAUAAGGAGGGCCAUUAUCAUGAAGUAACCACGGUUACCAAAGAAGAAAUUAUGAGAGGGGACGUGGUGGGGGCACGGUGGCUGUUUGAGACAAAGCCCCUGGAUUCGAUUAGAGACUCAGAAGAGGUCUACGUUAUUAAAGCUGUGACGGAGGAAGGUAUUAACAAAGGAGACGUUAACUCUGCCCGCUGGAGGUUUGAAACUCAACCUAUUGAUGAAAUAACAGAAGACAUCAAAGUGAGGUCGAGGAUAGUAGCAGACAUUCAAGGCGGCGAUGUGAAGACAAAUAAGCAGAGAUUCGAGACCGAUGAGAUGUCUCAAAAGUACGUCAGAACGGUGAGUGUGAGCGAAAUCCAAAAAGGCGACGUCAGAUCCGCCACGUGGAUGUUCGAAACCCGCACGAUCGAUGAAAUUCGAGGCGACGGCGAAGAGUACGACGGCAUGGAGAGAGUUACUAAAGAGGAGGUGAUGAAAGGUGAUGUCAAGCAGUCUGUGUGGCUUUUUGAGAAGAACCCCCUUGACACAAUCAAAGAGUGUGGUGGCACACAGACUGUCGUGGCAAAGGAGGAGAUCCCACAGGCCGAUGUAAAGAUGACCACAUGGCUUUUUGAAACCACUCCGUUAAACCAGUUCAACGAGAGCAGCGUGGAGAAAACGGAAAUUAUUGGUAAGAGUGUUAAAGAGACUCUCGAGGAGCUUUACUGCCAGAAAAUGGUCAGUUCACAGGGUAUUCUCAUUGAGGCAGAUGAAAUCGGCGACGUCCGCAUGGCAAAGUACAAACUCAUGAACCAAGAGGCUCCGCAAAUCCAAAAAGAAGAGAUCAUUAGAGGAGAUCUGAGCAACAUCAUGAUGAACCUUCUAAACAACAGGGAGACCACUGAAAGGGUCGUAACGGUUGACGAGCAGGAACGAGGGAACAUUAACACCACAGUGAAGCGGCUUUUCAACCAGGAGAAAGAAAUGAAUGUUGAGAAAGAAGCGAUUAUCCGCGGGGACAUCCAGGAGGCGAUGAGCAACCUGCUCAAGAAUGAAGGCUCCUCCAAGCGUGGGAUUCUGAUUCAGGAAGAUGAAAAAGGCGAUGUGAGGAUGACGAUCUAUUCGCUUCUGAACAAGGAGGAGAACGUCAGCAUGGGGAAGGAGGAAAUAAUUCAAGGGAACGUCAGCAAGACACUUCAGCGUCUACUCUCCAACUCAGGAGAAGAUGAUCCUAAAAAGAUACGGGUCGGAGACACGGAAAGAGGAAAUGUUAGCUUCUACACUACGUGCAUUGAGUCAGGGGCCUUGGAUUAUCUCAAACAGUUUCAGUCUGAGGAAACUCAAGUAGAGGUGCAAAAGGAGAGCAUCAUAGGUGGCGACAUUGAAGAAACAAAGAUUUUGUUAAGGAAGAAUCAGCAGCAGAUAGGCCGCACUGUGGCAGAGGACGACAUCGUUCCAGGAGACGUAGACGGCAUUGUCAAGGUGUUCAUGGCAGAGCCCAAUGUUACGUACCGAAACCUGGAGAAAGACAUUGUUAAAGGUGACCUUAGUGCAGCUUUAGAUUCACUGUCCCAGGCUAUCAAUCAGAAAGUGAUCAUAGAGAAAGAAGAGGUGGUGAAAGGGGACAUACCAAUGACUUUGAAGUUCCUCGAAGAGGCAAAGCAUCAAGCCAAGGAAAUGGAAAAGCCUGAAAUUAUCAGAGGAGACAUCAGAGGUGCCCUUCAGUCACUGGAGAAAUCUGCAACUGCCAAAACGGACGCAAGUGUUGAAGAUUUAGUUCCGGGAAAUAUCAAAGGGACCCUGAAAUCCCUGGAGGAGGCGAAACAAGUGGUGAAAGAGAUGGCAAAAGAGGAGAUUGUCAGAGGAGAUAUUCACACGGCCAUGCAGAGUUUACACGAGGCCACGAGUGAGAAAAAGACUUAUCAGCACCAAGUCAGCGAACAAGGGGACGUUAAAGCCACCAUUCAGCUUUUGCUCGAGCCAACCACUUCGCCGAGAUCUCAACGCAGAGGCAGCGUUGAAGGAGACGUGAAAACGUCCAUUAAAUGUCUUUACGAGGGGCAGGAGACAACACAGGUGGAAAAAGAAGAGGUUGUUAAGGGAGAUGUUCAGGGUGCUAUAAAGUGCCUGAUGCAGAAGAAGCAGUAUUCAAACAAGAAACGUGUGCAUCCUCCUAAGAAGGCAAAAAUGCCCAUGAAAAAUCCAUCAACUGUAAAGCAAAUGGAGCAUGAAAGCAUGCAUGAGGAGCAGAGUGAGAAAGUAGCACUCGCUGCAGCCCCCGUGGUGAAAAACCUCUCACAGAGCAGUGAGUCACAGAGGCACCAUGAAAGCAAAUCUGUGAAAACGCAGGUAAUAACUCAAGAGGACCACUCUGUCGCUGUAGUCAAAACAGGCAAUCCUGCCGGGGCCUCUCAUCAGAAGAGCGGAGAAGAACAGAAGGACAAAGUGGUGCCCCCACAGAAAGUACAAGCUCCUAAGCCUAUUACGAUAAAGAACACACAAAAGACCAUUCAUGAUCAAACAGAGAGUAAAGCUGUCGACGCGGCUCUGAUGAAAGGGGUGCAAAACACAACGCAGACAAACGUCUCGAGCAAACAGAUACGCGAGACGAAAACAAGCAAACAGGUGCUGACUGCAGCGACGGAGAAGACGGUGGUGCAGACCGUCUCAGAGCAGAAGGUGCUCGCUCAGAAGCAGAGCAUCAAAAACCUGAAGAGUGAAUAUCGGAACCUCGACACUAAAGGGAAGGGAGCGGUCAAAAAGGCCACACCUGAGAUUCACUUCCCCCCUCCACCCUCCUCGCCACCUCCGCCCUCUGAGUCGGAGUUCUCGCUUCCCCCGCCGCCAUCUCCAGUGACAGAGAGCCCCGCAUCACCCACAUCCAGGCUUCUUAUCAUGAGGGAGGACAGUGAUCUGCCUCCCCCACCUCCCCCGCCUCCUCCACCCAUGGAAUGCGUAAAGUCUGAGCCUGAGUUUUUCCCACCUCCGCCCCCUCCACUGUCCUCUGCAGGUGGACAGGAUUUUCUCCCUCCACCUCCAUCACAGCAAGAGCUCAAUGCGUUACCUCAGCUUCCUCCUGCAAAGCAAGGAAAGCCUUUUGGUAAACAUUUGUUUAAAGAGGCCAAGCAGCCGGAGCCACCCAAGCAGCUCCAAGUUAAACCCAAGUGGCAAAAAAAGCAACCAGCUCCUCCUCCGGCUUCCUCUCAGCCUCCUCCUGGCCAAGAAGCAUCAGCACCAGCAUCAAGUAAAGAGGAAACUCAAGUUCAGGAGGCAAAACACGAAAAAGUCCUACAAACCAAGAUGGUUAGCCAGACAAAAACAGUAGCAGUGUCACCAACGAGAAUCCCAAGCACCCCAGUGAUUAAACCAGAGCUAAAACAAAGCCCACAACCACCCAAAAAAGUGUUUGCUCCUCCCCUUAAACUGCCCUCACCUCCUGACCCAGCUCCAGCUCCUAAGGCGAAACCCUUCGCUCGCAAAUUCAAAACGCCUCUCAUGCUCGCAGAGGAACGGUAUCGUCAACAGAUGCAGGAGAAAGAGGAAACAGACAAAAGUACAGCUUCUACUCCCACUUCACCACCGCUCAGUACACAAUCACCUGCUGCUGGUGCAGAGCCGUCUGCAGCAGAUAACACUGAGAAAGAAGUGAUGACAAAAGUCAUAAGUCAAGAUGAAAUAUUAGUAAAGGAGGCACCUGCCAAGAAAUGCCCUUCCCAAAUCCCUCUGAGCAAACCCUCGAUCUCCGUCGUGAAUAAAAAGUCCACCUCUGCAUCUUCAAAAGUGUCCUUCGAUCAAAAGCAAGCGUGUGAAAAAGCCCCACCCUCAGCCGGCGUUUCUGGAUCUCAGUCUUGUCAUCAGGCCUCAGAAAAGGAAAUGCAGUCAUGCUCGAGCGUGGUCGCUUCUUCAGUCACGGAGCAGCAGCGGUUUAUUAAGACGUCCAGCAGCAGGUCCAUCACUGCCACACACAGCGCCGUCCAGGACGACGUAAAUCUUCAAAGCCAGCCCGCGGUCACACUGAAAACGGAGGACGUAAAGAAUAAUAAUGUGCCUCUGUCGCAGGAGGUGAAAACCGGUCCCUCUCAGCCCACUAAAAUUCCAAAGGUAACUCCGAGUUUCAAAGUGAAAACGUUUAAGAUGCCAACAGAGAAGAAUGAAGAGAAGUCUGACAGUUCUGGGCAGACGGGAAUAAUAAAAAGCGAAACACAUUCACAGCAGGAAAAAGGUAUGGCGUCGCAGAAAGCUGAAUCAAAAGUCGAUUUGGAAAGCAGUCGGCUGACUGCGGCGAGAACCGAGAUGAAAACAGAAGUUAAAGAGAAUAAAAUCCAGGUGUCGUCACCGAUGACGGAGGUGGAAGUGAAGGCUCAGGCGAAAAGGGGAAAGCAGGUGCAAAAAAAGGAGGCGGAAAUAAAGCCGUCGUCAUCAGUUAGCGUUUCAGGAGCUAAGAUGACCAAGAUAGCAUCUGUGCCGACUCAUCAAGGGCAGGACCUUGUUUUGGCGUCCCACAGUCAUCAAAGCGUGAAGGCGGAGCACAUCCAGAGGCACGAGGAGGUUGUUGUCACUGAGAGAGUGUUUCAGCAGAAGCAAGAGGCCGUUCAUGUGCAGCAGCAGCAAACCAGGCUACACGCAAAAGAGACACAUAAGGCAGAAAAGUCCAAAGUUGACUCGAAGGACGCGGCGCUCAAAGGUACGAGCAAAACGACCCAUAAAGAUGAGGCUCAGUCAGAGGAGACGUCGGCUGAAGAGAAAUGCACUGCGAUGCAGAAGCUAGUUGUUCAACUAAAAGAGCUGGAGGGCACGCCGAGCAGAAUAGACUCCAGCACCGUCAUGGCCGUCAUACAGGAAGUCCCUGCUUGGGUAAUGGGCUUGGAGGAGAAAAAGAAUCUAGGCGAACUUGCUAAACGGCAAAGCAAGAAAAAGCUGAAAGAGAUGCUGGCUUAUAUGAAAAGUAUCAUUCAAACAAAAGUCACCAGUUUGGAGAAAAGCGUUGUGGAAAAGGAGAUGAAAGAGGAGGCGCCAAAGGUACCUACCACCCCAGACAAGAAACCGCUCGCUGGGGCGACUUCGAAGGCAUCAACGGUUAGCAUAGCCUCGUCCAAAACAGAGAAGAAGGAAGAGAAAAGGUUACUUCACGAAACUAAAAGCGCUCACGACCUAAGUGACGCGCCCGCUCAGAGAAUAUCCUCUCCGUUAGCUAGCAUCCGCACGCCCUCGCCUACUUAUAUCACGAUUGAAUCGAGGAGAAUCGAGUCACCCUUGAGAGUGACUCCGUCUCCUCCACCUUACAAGUCAGUAGGGACACCCCCACCGCCACCUCGUAAAUCAUACACACCUACAUUCAGCAGGGCCACGCCGUCUCCCACCCUCAGCCGCUCAGACAAACUGAUGAAACUGAGGGAUACCACCGCCAAGCUUUCCCGUGGAAUGACCCCACCUCCUCCCAUGCCGGCGCCGGAGUGUUUGGCUGCUGAAAGGGAGCAGUCUUCCCCGUUUGACGACAGGGAAACUCCCACUGAUAGGUGUGAGCAUGGGUCAACGGAUGUCAUGGAGAUGGUGGACUCCAUGAUGACAGUUAAAGACAAAAAGAGUUUCUUUGAGGAGGCGCAGAAGGCCGAGGUGAACAAAACGUACAUCCGGAAAGAUCCGAUUGACAUCCCUGAACGUCUCGGACCUGAUGCAGAGGACGCCGGUGAGGCCGUAGCCAUUGACCUUCUGCGAGAGGAUCUACCAAGAGUUGAUUUAACCAAACUUGUGAACAAAUUUGAGUCUCCUCAACCAAAAGUGUACACGAGAAAAGAGCCCAUUGUGAUAUCGGAGAGGCUGGGGAGUGACACAGAAGAUGCGGAAGUGGAGGUCCACAGUCCAAGAUCGGAAGAGAUUCCAAUAUUCACCGUGAAAGCCAUAAAGGACGUGUUUGAGACAGGAGAGCACGGUUCUCAGGCAGCCAGAGAACUUAGAGAACAAAUAGAGAGAAGAGAACCUGAAUCGGCCCAUUCUGCACCAGCGCAUCACUCAGAAACAACUUCAGUCACUGAGCAAUUCUGCAGCUACGACAACUUGGGAAGCGUGACAAGAGAGACGAGGAGUGAGGUGCAUUCUGGGAGCUCUAUGAUUCGAGGUAGCCCUCCGUCCUACGCAGAUGUUGUGAGGGGAAGCGUUCCAGCUGUCCCUGUGCCACCCGAGGCCUCUACAGAGGAACUGCUGAGGAACUUCCAGCAGUCAUGGGCCGAGAGCCAAGGAGUUUUCCAGAACCUGAGAUUUAGCGUCACAGAACAGAGGACUUCACAGGUCGUAACGCACCAGCAGGAGACCUUUGUGGCGGAAAAUUCAAAUUCCAGAGUCCGAACUGUGCAGGGUGUGUCGGAAGAGGGUGUACCCCAUGGAGUCGCUGAUCGCAGACAAACAAAACUUCCAUAAAGGCUGCUUUCGCUGUGACCACUGCAAAGGCAAACUAAGCCUCGGUAACUACGCCUCUCUCCAUGGACGAAUGUACUGCAAACCACACUACAAGCAACUUUUCAAGUCCAAAGGGAAUUACGACGAGGGAUUUGGACAAAAACCGCACAAAGAACUUUGGAACAACAAGAACCAAACAAAUUCAGCAGUGAAGUCACCAGCAACUGAAAAGAAAGUUAUAGAUUUCAAAUAUACCUCCAUUCACGAGAGCGACGUAACCAAGUUGGUGGACGAGAACA